Acipenser ruthenus (sterlet) is the source of this 884-nucleotide messenger RNA. Its product is annotated as transcription factor HES-3-like. Gene Ontology annotation, molecular function: DNA-binding transcription factor activity, RNA polymerase II-specific; protein dimerization activity; RNA polymerase II cis-regulatory region sequence-specific DNA binding. The record is from RefSeq and is a predicted model, not a curated record. Bases 17 to 718 code for a protein of 233 amino acids. NCBI's taxonomy places the organism in Eukaryota, Metazoa, Chordata, Actinopteri, Acipenseriformes, Acipenseridae. The transcript has 4 exons. Gene Ontology annotation, cellular component: nucleus. Gene Ontology annotation, biological process: regulation of neurogenesis; regulation of transcription by RNA polymerase II; anterior/posterior pattern specification.
CGAGAACUCGCGAACAAUGCAUUCAGACUCGAGAUCCACCGCUAGACAGCAAGCCAGCAUGGAAAGAAAGAUUUCCAAACCGCUGAUGGAAAAGAAAAGGAGAGCAAGAAUUAACAACAGCCUCGAGCAGCUGAAAAGUCUUCUUGAAAGCCGAUAUCCCAAAAUUUCCAAACGAAAACUUGAGAAAGCCGACAUUCUGGAAUUAACAGUCAAGUGCCUCAAGCAUCUGCAAAACUCUCACCAAGAUGCCACCUUCACAAAGCAGCAGAAUUUGUUCCACGCUGGAUUCCAGUGCUGUGCAGACAGAAUGGACCAGUUUCUGCUGAGAAGCCAGGAGCUGCGUUUAGAAUUACACAGCCAGCUCGCCAGACCCCUCGCGCCCAAGGAACCUCGCCGCUGUACGCUGGACAGCGCCAGUAACAGACCAGGACGAGAAGCCAGCUUUUCUCCGUCUCUUUAUCCUCAACCACAAAACCACCGCCCAGCAGUGAAACGCAAUAACAUUUCUUCAGACUUUUUAGAAAGCAAACAGGCAAGCAGCGUUUCAACUCCAGCCAUGCACCAGAUCACUCCUGCAAACAUGAAUGGAAACGCUGACAACAUUGUGCGACCAUCUGUGAAUCAGAAUGCCGAUGCGUCAAAGUCGAGCCAGGGUCCCGAUCUGCUACUGCUUAGAGACGUUAUAUAUACUAAAUCAGAAUGCUGGCGCCCCUGGUGAGCCCAGCUCUGAGAACCAUGUUAUGUGCUACAGUACUUAAGGCAGCAACUUCCAUUAUUUAAUGGAUCGGUUGCUGCCAAUUAUUUUUUCUAAUUAUUUUUUUUGCAUGUAAAUGAAGUGUAUUUUAGAGCAAUGCUUGGCACAGCAGUUAUUAUAGAUUCUUCGU